AUGCCUAUCAUUCCGUGGUUCUGCUCCAUGUUUUCCGCUACUCCGUUGUCUCCCGGACGGCUGAGGCGCCUGCACGGAGCUGCUCAAACACAAGAGGGCAGGCGACAUGCGAAGGAAAGCGCCGCGCAUCGCAAAGAGCCGACCUUGAACAGGCUCUCGGCAAACUUCAGAAAUCAGACAAGCGCUUCUCACAUCCAGCAUAACAAUAAUUUACUGGCUUGUUUGUUUUCAGCACUCUGCUACAGCAUAUGGGAAUCAGCAAUUAGCUCGGUAGAGGAACAGGAGAACAAAUUACCCCUGAACAAGCGGUCAAGGUUAGAAAAAGACAGAGCCAUUUGCCUAAAGAAAAUCCAGCAGUUACCGCCUUGCCACUCACCCUGGGAUGAGGCAGGCAGGAGAGAAGCGGUGGCGACGAGCACAGGGGCAUCUCCACUGCAACUGACCGGGCUGCAGUCUCAGCCCCGCUUCCCCCGCCAGACGCACGCCGUCCGGUCCACCCCCCGGAAACGCCUCCCGCGGACAAGCCAGGCAGUCAGGCACGAAGAAAGGGGAGGUAGGACGGCCAAGCCCUCGCAAAAAGCAGAGCCCAAGGGCGGUGAGGGGCUGAAGGAGCGACAGGGAGAGUGCUUGGCGCAGGGAGAAGAGAUGGACUGCCUCGCACGGCUUCCCGCCCGCCGGGCCGCCCCGGAGGGGUCCGGCCUUCCCCAGCCCGUCUGCUUACGCUCCCCAGCCAAGGAGAAGCGGCUUGGCAGAGCCACCGACCUGCGGGGGAAAGAGGCUUGAGGCGCCAGGCAGAAAGGGGCGGGGAGCAUCCCUACUCCAGAGCCACCCUUCGCGGGACUGGGGGACGGCGGCCGGCAGCCCACCUUUGCCGGGGCCAGGGCGGAGAGGAAGGCGGCUACUGUUCGUGGGGAGCGGGCAGGGAGGUGAGCCCACGGCCGCAGCCCAUGAUCGCGAACAAAGCCCCCGGCAGCGCCUAGGGCUGCUCCACGGAAGAAGUUCCUCGAUUCCCGGCCACUUCUCCCAAAAAAGCAGCGCCAGCCUUGGAGAAAAACAACAAAUAAAUACAUGGGCCGCGACCCAACUACACCGCGG
This is a messenger RNA of Corvus hawaiiensis (hawaiian crow), 1095 nucleotides long. RefSeq lists its product as uncharacterized. Bases 1 to 783 code for a protein of 260 amino acids. The record is from RefSeq and is a predicted model, not a curated record. Lineage: Eukaryota; Metazoa; Chordata; Aves; Passeriformes; Corvidae. The transcript is spliced from 4 exons.